AUGAGUCAGAGGCAGGUGUUGCAAGUGUUCGAGCAGUACCAGAAAGCCCGGACCCAGUUCGUGCAGAUGGUGGCGGAGCUGGCGACCAGACCCCAAAACAUCGAGACGCUGCAGAACGCAGGUGUAAUGUCUUUGCUGAGGCCUCUUCUUCUGGAUGUGGUCCCAACAAUUCAACAGACUGCUGCAUUGGCUCUUGGGAGACUGGCUAAUUAUAAUGAUGAACUAGCAGAAGCAGUGGUGAAGGGUGACAUUCUUCCACAGCUUGUUUAUUCAUUGGCAGAACAGAAUCGUUUUUACAAGAAAGCAGCUGCCUUUGUGUUACGAGCAGUUGGUAAACAUUCUCCUCAACUAGCUCAGGCAAUAGUUGACUGUGGAGCACUGGAUACACUGGUGAUAUGCUUGGAAGAUUUUGACCCUGGAGUCAAGGAGGCUGCAGCUUGGGCACUUGGGUAUAUUGCAAGACAUAAUGCAGAACUGUCACAAGCUGUGGUGGAUGCGGGAGCUGUUCCUCUUUUAGUACUCUGUAUCCAGGAGCCAGAAAUUGCUUUGAAAAGGAUUGCUGCUUCGGCCCUCAGUGAUAUUUCAAAGCAUUCUCCGGAGUUAGCACAGACGGUAGUGGACGCAGGAGCUAUUGCUCACUUAGCCCAGAUGAUCCUGAACCCUGAUUCUAAAUUAAAGAAUCAGGUUCUUUCAGCUCUUAGUCAGAUUGCAAAACAUUCUGUGGAUCUGGCAGAAAUGGUGGUGGAAGCAGAGAUUUUUCCAGUCGUACUUACCUGCUUGAAGGACAAAGACGAAUACGUGAAGAAAAAUGCUUCUACUUUAAUUAGAGAGAUUGCAAAACAUACGCCUGAGCUUUCGCAGUUGAUCGUUAACGCCGGAGGAGUGGCUGCCGUGAUUGAUUGUAUCGGGUCCUGCAAAGGAAACAUAAGACUGCCUGGCAUCAUGAUGCUUGGUUAUGUAGCGGCUCAUUCUGAGAACCUGGCAAUGGCAGUGAUCAUUUCCAAGGGUGUGCCCCAGUUGUCAGUCUGCUUGUCAGAAGAACCAGAAGAUCAUAUUAAGGCUGCCGCUGCUUGGGCCUUAGGACAGAUUGGGAGACACACUCCAGAGCACGCCCGGGCUGUUGCAGUCACAAACACCUUGCCGGUUCUGCUUUCAUUGUACAUGUCAACAGAAAGUUCCGAGGAUCUUCAAGUAAAAAGUAAAAAAGCUAUAAAGAAUAUCCUACAAAAAUGCACCUAUUUACCAGCCCUUGAGCCAUUUCUGUAUGAUGCACCUCCCAAUAUUCUGAAGCAUGUUGUUGGACAGUUCAGUAAGGUACUGCCGCAUGACAGCAAAGCUCGACGACUUUUUGUAACAAGUGGUGGACUUAAAAAGGUUCAAGAGAUAAAAGCAGAGCCUGGCUCUCUCCUUCAAGAAUACAUCAACAGUAUUAACAACUGUUACCCAGAGGAAAUAGUAAGGUAUUAUUCCCCUGGAUAUUCAGAUACACUUCUGCAGAGAGUGGACAGCUAUCAACCACUUACUCACUAAGCAAAGUUCUGUUUUUAUACUCUAAUUCACAAUGGAGUAUUUAUGAAUGACAGUUGUUAAAGCUCUUUCUAAAUAUUUGAACUAAGUACAUUCUAGAUUUAUUCAGUGGGAAAUACCUUUGG
This is a messenger RNA of Neomonachus schauinslandi (Hawaiian monk seal), 1652 nucleotides long. RefSeq names its product sperm associated antigen 6 (gene SPAG6). The coding region runs from base 1 to 1530 and encodes 509 amino acids. NCBI's taxonomy places the organism in Eukaryota, Metazoa, Chordata, Mammalia, Carnivora, Phocidae. Gene Ontology annotation, cellular component: acrosomal vesicle; sperm principal piece; axoneme. The record is from RefSeq and is a predicted model, not a curated record. Gene Ontology annotation, biological process: sperm axoneme assembly; epithelial cilium movement involved in extracellular fluid movement; filopodium assembly. Gene Ontology annotation, molecular function: microtubule binding. The transcript is spliced from 11 exons.